Molecule: messenger RNA, 1898 nt
Organism: Aplysia californica (California sea hare)
Lineage: Eukaryota; Metazoa; Mollusca; Gastropoda; Aplysiida; Aplysiidae
Product: SRR1-like protein
Exons: 9
Coding region: 73-1062 (329 amino acids)
Biological process (GO): microtubule-based process
Cellular component (GO): nucleus; cytoplasm
Source: RefSeq, a predicted model, not a curated record
CAUGAAACAUCCCACUUUGCCAAGCCCUUCAGAUGAUUUUGAUUUUACCGCCUUUCAAAAACGACUGAAAUCAUGCAUGUAAGACGGCCAUCUUGUGGGAUGUCAGACCGGGAUACCCCCACCGAUCAUGUGACUACAUCUAAAUAUAGCCACCUGCAUGGCACCAAAGAUUCGAAUGCUACACGAUCUCUGAUGGCACAACGCGUUGGUGCGAUGUUUCUCCUUGAAAACCGUCAGGACAUAGUUCUGUCGGAUUUCUUUAAAGACAGCUAUGAGAACAUUAUCAGUGCCCUUUCCAAGCUAAUCAGAGAAAAAGCCACUUCCCUGUACAACAACACAGAUCAACAGAUGGUAGAGACACAGCUUGGAGAUAAUGUCUCAAAUUUGAAACUGUCGGAGGACAGAUCUGGCCGUGGUCAGUCAGACGGGGACCAGAGUUUCUCUGGUCAGCAGCAUGAGAAGCUUGCCCCAGGCAGUGUGGAGAUUCUCAGCUAUGGCCUCGGCAACUUCACUUCCUGUCCCAUUGCAAGAUAUCAGCUGUCCUUCCUUAUAGCUACGAGGGACAGACUUUCAGACUCAUGCAGUACCUGUUAUGUUUAUGACCCCAUGUUCUCCAGUCAUGAAGUGGAUGCACUGAAGACCUUGGGUUUUACAGUCAUCUCAGAAAACGAGGAAGGGAAACGAGAAUGCACACAACCAACCGUGGCAUUCCUGCCUCAUUGUGGGAAGGCGUUAUAUAACAACUUAUUGUGGACCAAUCUACUUAAUGGAAAGAUGGCAUGUGGUCUCCAUAAUCUGGUGCUCGUUGGGAACAGCUUCACUCGCAUGGUAGAAAGCACACCAGAACGAGUUUUGCGGAAAACUGGGGACUAUAUUCUCAAGAUACACCCACACAUGGAUGAAGUGGUCCUGCCUUCGACUUUUGUUCACAAAGAUGUGUUCAAUGAUCUAUCUCUUCACACUUUCCCCAAGUCUCGGCUCCAGUCUGCACCAGCUUCUCUGUGGGAAGAUUUGGAGGAGCCGUGCUACAGUGACACAGAUGUAGAAUAUAUUCGAAAAUAAAGACAGUCCGAGGUAGACUAAAAAUAACUUCCUUAGAAAAACUUCAACAGAUGGGUGACAGGAAAAGACCAAAAUGAUACAAGGUUUUUCUUUUAGAGCAACCAUGCCAAGAAAUGAGUUGUGAACCAUGAUUGCCAACAUCUGUUUCAGACCCUGUCACUUGAAGAGGAAGGACAGUCUGGUUUGAUCCUAUUCACAGCUGUGAUUUGUAUUUGCCUGCUGUGGCCACAUUUUACUACCAUAUAUGAUGUAGCCUUAAUAACCAGUGAUAUGUAAUUUGUAAAUUAAAUUAGUUUUGAGAUUUCAACGAAAAUAAGUAGUUGGGGUGUUCCAAGUCAUUUUUGUGAAUGCUGCACAAGUCAUUUUUUGAAAAAAAGACUGAAAUAUUUUUAUCCGAUUUUUUUUUUUUCUGACUUGAAUGUGGUGGAUGAGAAGUUCUGGCAAGCCUGUGACGAGUCGGGCCAAGUAUUGAUGUGUGUUGUAACUGUUUGUGAGAGCAGCUGCUUCUUUAGUUUUACACAUUACUUUAGUCUGAAAAUUUGCCUAUAUUUUGUUCCAUUAAUCAACGUUUUUCAGGAUAAUUCACACGAAAAUGUGUUUUUAUACUGACAAACAAUGCGAUGAGUCAAAAAAAAAAAUUAAUAAAUUGAUGAAAAUUGCCGAACUGGAGGAAAAAUGCCUGUUUCUUCGAUUUCAUUAUUUUGACGAGCACCAAAUUUCACCAUGAUGCCUCAGAUUUGUUGCUUUAUUCUUUUGUUUCUCUGUCUCUCACCCGCCCUAUUCUAAUUAUAUGACGAGAAGAAUGUGCCUAAACAAUAAAGAUGCUGACUCUAUAA